AUGAAUUAGAGUUUGACUGUAAUGGAGAAGGUUGAGCAGGACAAGAUGGAGAAUCCUCAAGCUUGGAUUCAAAACAAUAUAAUCAAUUCACUUUCUGGGAGAGAGUGGAGGUAGAACUAUUUACAAAAAUUGGGAAUAAAGCAAGUUUAAGAGAAGGAGAAUUCAACUAAGGAAUUUUAAUUAAACUAUGUGGUUAGAACGAAUGAGGAUGUCCGUAAUAACUACAUCUAGAAACUCAUGAAUAAUAAAUUGAUGUAAUAGUAAAAGAAGCACCAAACUUUGACAAUAUUUGAUUGGGAUGACACAUUAUUGUGCACAACCUUUUUGGGAGGAUAUGGAUUCGUUGAAUUACCCAUAGAUGUCUUGGAAUAGUUGACUGCAUUGAAUGAAAGCGCUAUUGUUAGAAAAAGCGUCUUAAGUAGGGGAUGUAUUUAUAAUUACAAAUGCUGCUUAGGCAAAUUGUAUAUGAAUAAGGUGUUCUAAGUGAUCUUUGACAAAAAAAUAGUAGUUAUCUCAGCUAGACAUGGGUAUGAAGAAAUGUUUCCAGGGGAUUGUGGUAAAUGGAAGAUAGAAGCCUUUAAAGAUAUAAGAUCUAAGUAUGAAAAUGAUGUGUUCACCAAUCUAAUCUGUUUGGGGGAUUCAAACAUUGAAAUUGAUGCAGCCCACGUGUUAGCCAAGGAAUUCACUGUUGCAUUAAUUAAGACCAUCAAAUUCAGAGAGUGUCCGAAACCCGAGGAGUUGGUCAGGUAGUUAGAUUUGGUAUCUGAUAAAUUCGAGUAAAUUUAUACUACUUUCAAGAGUUUAACAAUACGGUUAGAGAAGUAAGUAUCUGUGUAACUUGUAGGAAGACUUCUGGUAGUUGAUGAAUUUUAUAUUAUUAAAUAUAUAUAUUUGGCAUUUUAACUUAUAUCUUAGUAUAUUUAACACGGGAUUUCAAAGAUAAAUUGA
Molecule: messenger RNA, 948 nt
Organism: Paramecium tetraurelia
Lineage: Eukaryota; Ciliophora; Oligohymenophorea; Peniculida; Parameciidae
Exons: 6
Source: RefSeq, a predicted model, not a curated record